CACACACACACACACAAACACUGCUGCUUGGGGUUAGGAAGGAAGACCGAUCUGCGCCAGCGCCGGCAUGGGUUGGCCUAGCCUGGUCCUCGCCUUCACCUUCCUCACAGUGGUCCUGAGCCGAAACGAGGAGGAGAAGCUUCUCAAUGACCUGAUGGCCAACUAUGACCGCAACUUCCGCCCCGCCAAGGACGAGAGGGACAUUGUUGAUGUUUCGCUCAAGCUAACCCUCACCAAUCUCAUCACACUGAAUGAGAGGGACGAGGCUCUCACAACCAACGUUUGGGUAGAACUGAAAUGGCACGAUUACCGCCUGCAGUGGGACGCGGAUGAUUACGACAACAUCAAGUGUUUACGGAUCCCCUCCACCAUGGUGUGGCUGCCAGACAUUGUCCUGGAGAACAACAUCGACGAGGUGUUUGAGGUUGCAAUGUACGCCAACGUUCUGGUGUCCCCCGACGGCAGCAUCACCUGGCUUCCCCCGGCCAUCUACCGCAGCGUCUGCCCCAUUGUGGUCACUUUCUUCCCCUUCGACUGGCAAAACUGCUCCAUGGUGUUCCAGUCACAGACCUACAAUGCCCGUGAAAUCAACCUGCUGUUGACCGUCGAAGAUGAGCAGACAAUAGAAUGGAUCUUUAUCGACCCCGAAGCUUUCACAGAGAACGGGGAAUGGGCAAUCAAGCACCGGCCAGCCAAGAAGGUUGUGAACGCUCAGCACUUCACGCCAGAUGACAUAGGGUACCAGCAGAUCAUCUUCUUCCUCAUCAUCCAGAGGAAGCCACUCUUCUACAUCAUCAACAUCAUCAUCCCUUGCGUACUCAUUUCUUCGGUUGCUGUGCUGGUGUACUUCCUCCCAGCGAAAGCUGGUGGUCAGAAGUGCACGGUUUCAAUCAACGUCCUCCUGGCCCAGACCGUCUUCCUCUUCCUGAUUGCGAAAAAGGUCCCCGAAACCUCUCAGGCAGUGCCGCUCAUUGAAAAGUACUUAACUUUCCUCUUGGUGGUGACUAUUGCCAUUGUCGUGAAUGCUGUCAUUGUCCUCAACGUUUCCCUGAGGACCCCCAACACUCACUCCAUGUCUGCACGGGUCCGGGAGUUGUUUCUGAGGCUGGUGCCACGCUACCUGGGCAUGCACAUGCGGCGUGUGGACGUGCCUGCGGGGAAUCAUCUCGUCCGCCGGCGGAGCUCUCUGGGGCUCAUGGCAAAAGCGGACGAGUACAUGCUGUGGAAGGCACGAAGUGAGCUCCUCUUUGAGAGGCAAAGGGAGCGUGACGGGUUGGUGAAGAUGCUCCUGGCGCAGAUAGGAGGCAGCUUAGAGAACGGAAGUCCCCAGGAGAUUUGCAACAGUCUGCGCCGUGCUGCUCCGGAGAUCCAGACCUGUGUAGAUGCCUGCAACCACAUUGCUAAGACUUUGGAAGAGAAGAAGGACUUUGAUAGUGAGAACGAGGAGUGGAUCUUGGUGGGCCGGGUCAUUGACCGCGUCUGCUUCCUCUUCAUGGCCUCCAUCUUCAUUUGUGGGACGCUGGGCGUCUUCCUGAUGGCGCAGUUCAACCAGGCUCCCGCAGAGCCCUUCCCAGGGGACCCCAAGCUAUACCUCCCCUAGGAAUGAGGUCUAGGGGUGGCGGCGGCAGUGGCAACCCCUCAACGGCCACGUGUCGGCGGCGUCUCUCGACUGAAACCUCUGUGCUUGGUGGACUUCUGUGCUGGGGGAAGCCACCCUAUCCAUCAGUCCAUCUAUCUCAAUAUGGUCCACACUGGCAGGCAGCAGCUCCCCCUGGUUUCAGGCAGGAGUAUCCUCCAACCCUACCUGGAAAAGCUGCAAGAAGUUGAAAGGGGAUCUUCUGCAUGCAAACCAGGUUCUUUAUCACUGAGCUAUGGCCCUCCCUCAAAGCCACAAAGCCUUCCUGUUCAAGUUCGUGUUUGCUAACAUGUUCUAGCAGGUGGGCACACCAGGACUGCCUCUUUUGGUGGGUUGCAGGGUUGCCCAUCAGUGCCUUCCCAGGUACCUCAGCCAACAGCAGAAGCUAAGAGAGGCAGACAGGAGCUGUCCCCUCCCUGUGAGACCGUUGGAAAAGCUGCAGCCUUAAAGGUGCUGCCGGGGCUCGUCCAUUAAUCAGACAUUUGACUGCAUUCAGGCAACACUUCAUUCCUCUUCCCCAACACUUACUUACCUGAUAAUCUCUGCAUUUUAUGUGCUCUUUCACACGACGUGAAAGCUACUUCUGGAAACCUAGCAAAAACUGUAGCCCUCAUUUCCGUGUCCAUUGCUUUUGGAAGCAACCAGUUCGCAACCCCUUUGCGGCAGUUUCUAAAAUCAAUCAACACGGAAAUGAAUAUCACAGGAAUUUGGGGUCGUUUGAAUGAGUGGAUUGUGCUCAUAAAGAGUGGCAACGUGUCCAAUGGCAGGUGCCAACGGAAUUGAGUGUGGCGUGGUGGCUCAAAUGUCCAAAGGCCGCAGUUCCACAAGGCCAUGUGAAAGGAAUGUGAGAAACUGUUGCAGAUCCCCAGUGGCGUUGCCACCAGGAAAAUAAACAGGAUGACA
Zootoca vivipara (common lizard) is the source of this 2539-nucleotide messenger RNA. It is a transcript of the gene CHRNG, whose product is annotated as cholinergic receptor nicotinic gamma subunit. Gene Ontology annotation, biological process: monoatomic ion transmembrane transport. Lineage: Eukaryota; Metazoa; Chordata; Lepidosauria; Squamata; Lacertidae. Gene Ontology annotation, molecular function: acetylcholine-gated monoatomic cation-selective channel activity; transmembrane signaling receptor activity. The record is from RefSeq and is a predicted model, not a curated record. Gene Ontology annotation, cellular component: postsynaptic membrane.